AGUUUGUGUUAACAGUGCUGAGACAUUUUGCUAUGUGUGUGGAGAAGUGACAUUUGCUUCACAAAACAGCAAAUAAUUCCAUUGAUUAAAAAAGCAUACAGGUGCAAAAUAUGUGGAGCCCAGGGUUUAUCCUGAUCACGUGUGAUCUGCAACCUCAGGAGUUGGAUGCAUGGGAAAGGGUGUUCAAUGCCCUUUGCAGUGCCCAUGAUCUGGCCUGAGCCAACUAACCAUAUCAGUGACUGUUACUUUUGUAUGGUUCCUCCUGUCAAGAAGGAAAUAUCUAAGAAGAAAAGAAAGAACACAGCAAUCCAUCUUAACAUUCCAUCUGCCACAUGUCCAGUUCUACAUGGGGAAGGAUUGCCAGUACUUGAACCACCGACAGAGGACAAAGCCACUGCAGCAGGCCCAGGAGAAUCCACAUGAGCCCAGCUGCAGCACUCGGACUGACCCAGCUUUAACGAACACUCAGCAACAUAGAGUAAACCCGCGUGUUGGAAUAUUAUUCCAUUUUUACGAGAACAGGACAAAGAAGAACAUGCAGCAGAUGACACAACUCCUGUCUGGAGUGCAACAACUCAUAGCAGCGCAGCAUCAAUCAACUUCCCCUGCUGCUGUCGGCCCAACAGACCGACCAACCUGCACGCCACCAUACACAGCCUUCAAUCAUGAGGAAGAAACUUGGCAAGAGUACAGUGUGUUAACUGUAAGACGGCGGAGUUGUGAGGGGAGUGCGGGGAGACGAGGAAGCAAGUAUUGACUGGCAAGGGGAGAAGAGCCGUUUGGGAGGGACAAGGCACGCCUACAAGUUGCAGUGCUGGCACUACAAAUUGCGCGUCAUGCUUACACGAAAGCAGACGAAAGGCUUGGAAGUAAAACUCGCUUUAAAUGUUGUUCAUAAACGAAACUAAAAUCAUCAUGUACAUUAAAAUCUAUAUAUAUAAAAAUGAAUGUAUGUAUGUCUACUA
Messenger RNA from Schistocerca nitens (vagrant locust), 965 nucleotides. RefSeq lists its product as uncharacterized. The record is from RefSeq and is a predicted model, not a curated record. The transcript is spliced from 4 exons. NCBI's taxonomy places the organism in Eukaryota, Metazoa, Arthropoda, Insecta, Orthoptera, Acrididae. The coding region runs from base 347 to 757 and encodes 136 amino acids.